Eucalyptus grandis is the source of this 3682-nucleotide messenger RNA. RefSeq names its product homeobox protein LUMINIDEPENDENS. Lineage: Eukaryota; Viridiplantae; Streptophyta; Magnoliopsida; Myrtales; Myrtaceae. The transcript is spliced from 13 exons. Gene Ontology annotation, biological process: vegetative to reproductive phase transition of meristem. The record is from RefSeq and is a predicted model, not a curated record. Gene Ontology annotation, molecular function: DNA binding. Gene Ontology annotation, cellular component: nucleus. Bases 265 to 3192 code for a protein of 975 amino acids.
CACAAGAGUUUGGUGAGCGGCCUCUUUUGCCCACGGUCUCGCUCCACCUCUCUCUUUCUCUCUCCUCUCUCUCUCCAAACCCUAAUUCGUACGGACGUCGUCCCCGAGCUUCCCGCAAAUCGCGCGCUCGAACUCGUGCCCGCGCCCGCGCUCGAGCUCGAGCUCAUGCCCGCGCUCGCGCUUCCCCAGCUGAAUCGGUAAUGCGCGAGCCGCGCCGAUCGACCGCACCGACCCGCGAGCCUUCCGCAUCGGGCGCUUUCGCGCAUGGAGGUCCUGGGGGAGGACCUGUCGGAGCAGGAGAUCGGGAGCUCGCCGGAGUCGCUCCGGCAGCUCCUGGAGUCCCAGCACGCGCUCUUCCGCGGCCAAAUCGACCGGCUCCAGAGCAUCGUCGUCGCCCAAUGCCGGCUCACCGGCGUGAACCCUCUCGCCCAGGAAAUGGCGGCUGGAGCAUUGUCAAUUAAAAUUGGAAAAAGACCUAGAGAUUUGCUAAAUCCUAAGGCUGUGAAGUAUAUGCAAUCAGUUUUUUCUAUUAAAGAUGCAAUUAGCAAGAAGGAAUCUCGGGAAAUCAGUGCUCUUUUUGGAGUCACAGUUACUCAGGUUCGAGAUUUUUUUAAUAGUCAACGGUCACGAGUGAGAAAGUUCGUACGACUCUCAAGGGAGAAAGCCAUUAGAUUGAAAGCUCCAAAAGAUUCUAAUGUUUUUCCCCCAGUAAAUUCUGAAUCAGCAACGUCAACACCUGUCGAUCUACUUCCAUUGAACUCUAUUGCGCCAGAUGUUGGAGAUGCCUCACCUUGCCCUGUGCAAAAUGAUCUCUUGCCUGGCAUAGAUGAGGCUGAUAAAGAUUUUGUUCAAAAUAUCUUCACGCUUAUGGGGAAAGAAGAAACAUUUUCUGGGCAGGUGAAGUUAAUGGAGUGGAUUCUGCGGAUAGAGAAUUCUUCAGUACUGUCUUGGUUUAUGACUAAAGGUGGUGUAAUGAUCUUGGCAACGUGGUUGAGCCAAGCAUCCGCUGAAGAACAAACCAGUGUGCUUUCUAUCAUCCUUGAGGUUCUCUCUCAUUUGCCUCUACAUAAAGCUCUUCCUAGUCAAUUGUCUGCCGUUCUCCAAACUGUUAACAGACUGCGGUUUUAUAGGACAUCAGAUGUAUCAAACAGGGCAAAGGCUUUGCUAUCAAAAUGGAGCAAAAUGUUUGCACGGGCCCAGGUUAAUAAGAAGCCCAAUGGCGUGAGAUCUCGUAAUGCAAUGCAGAAAGAAAUGAUGGUGAAGCAGAGGUUUGGUGAAAUCAUGGGUGAUGAAGCAUGGCAUUCAGAUAACAGUUUAUCUGAAGAGAUUCUCGCUUCAUGUGAAAAUUUGGAGGUUACUAGGAGGUUGGAAUCUUCACAAGCACUAAAACUCUUGCCUGCUUCAGCUGAUGAUUCAAGUAGGAAACAUGCCCUUGGUGUAACUUCAGCCCAAAAUAGAGAGCGCAGGAAAGUGCAGAUGGUGGAACAGCCUGGGCAGAAAAUGGCUGGCAGAAGCCCACAGGCUUCCAGAGUGGCUUCUGCUAGCCGCAGUCGGCCAAUGUCUGUUGAUGAUAUUCAGAAGGCAAAAAUGCGGCAACUGCACAUGCAGAACAAAUAUGGAAAGAGCGGGUCCUCUUGUAAUGAGAGUAAUGAAAUAAAAACUGAAAGUUCUAUUAAAACUUCAAUGACUAAGACAGUCAAUUUGCCUCCAGCAGCUACAGUUCAUGUUCAGUCCGAAGGUGAACUACAAAAGAAUGUGAUGCCCUCUGAAGCUCCUCAGAAGCUUGAUAUGUCUUUUGCAAAGACCAAAUUGGAUUCAAGGGAGACUGUAUUGGAGGGCUGUAAGAGGGUUCGGAUCCCGUGGAAGAGACCGGCAGAAGUCAAACUGGACGAUCAGUGGAGGGUGGGUGGAGGUGAGGAUAGCAAAGAAGUCGAAUUCCAGAAAAACAGGAAUCGCCGCGAGAAAGAGACUAUCUACAGGACAGUCCAAGAGAUACCCCCCAAUCCAAAAGAGCCGUGGGAUCGCGAGAUGGACUAUGAUGACUCGCUAACCCCAGUGAUUUCACUUGAACAGUUACCCGAUGCUGAUGUCGUCCCAGAAGCACAGGUUCCUUCUAAUGAAAAUGCAAGAGCAGGAUUGGCUUCGAUGUCACAAAACAGUAAUCCUGCUCCGGCAGAGCCCGAUCUCGAGUUGCUGGCUGUGCUGCUCAAGAACCCAGAGAUUGUUUUCGCACUGACCUCGGGGGGAGCCGGGAGCUUAUCGAGUGCAGAUACAGUGAGACUUCUUGAUAUGAUUAAGGCUGGAGGUGGAGCAGCCGGGAAUUUGAAUGGACUUGGUGUCGGCGCUGGCAUUGGCGUGGGUGGCAGAACAGGAGAGAGGGUUGAAGUGUCCCUCCCAUCUCCAACGCCUUCCAGCAAUCCUCCCGUAACGGGUGUUUGGUCAGAUGGUGUAAGGAAUCCAUUUUCCAGGCACAACGCUUCGGCUUCGGCAGCGAGUACGUCAGGAAGUUUCCAAGGGCAUGCCUCCACCACUGUAGCACCGCCCCUACAGGCGUCCAAUUUUCCUGCUACGGUCCGACAAGAAGCAAGAAAUGUCCAAAACUCCCUGUCUCAGUCAAGUCAAGUUCAUACACAUUCGAUGAUGGCCCCAUCUCUCCAACAUAGAAUUCCCAUCGAGUCCGCAGCUGUUCAAUCACAAGCCCAGGAAGCGUUUGCUCCCAUGAACGGAGUACAGAACCCGACCUCGACGGGGAAAAGGCCAAUGCAUUCACUUCCAUAUUCAGCAGUCACAUCACCACAGCUGCAGCCAAUGCAGCGGGCGCACCCAUCUCUGUACUCCGGUGGUCCCGGUCCUUCCAUGGACAUGAAUUCUUCAUGGGGAGGUGGACGUGAGAUAAAUCAUCAGUAUAGUCACCCUCAUUCUUAUUCUCAAACUAACCAAUCAACUUUUAGUGCCUCAUCUCGGGCUCCCUAUGAAAGAAAUAACUACGCCAGGGAGGAUUUCGAAUCUUGGAGCCAGGAAAAUAGCCCGACGAGGUAUCCACCGGGAAGGAACAUACCGGAGGCGAGAGCAGUUCCUGAUCGGUUUUCUGGGCCGGAGAGUUCGAGGCAUGGGAGCUCCUCUGGGUUCUGGGACCAUAACAGGGACCAUAAUAGGCAUGGAGGCAGGUGGCAGCGAGACUGGAGACGCUGAGUUUUGUGGACAUUCAUGUUGUCUCGAACUCGAUGAAUGUUCACUUUGCAAGCAUGGACAUUUAGGGAGGAGUGGAUAAGAGAGAUUCCAGAACAGGCGUAAGAAAACCGAAACCUGGUCCAGAAUCAAGCUGUUCACAAAAAAAUUGAAUUUUGAUACAUUCAGUGUGUGAGGGACAAGAUCUGAAAUGAUCGCGUACCAAAAAUUCGCAAGAUCAGCGGCUGCUGUCCUGUUGUAAAACCCAUGAAUGAAAACUCGGGAGGGUCGAGGUCGGGGUUGAAGCUGGAGGUGGAGGUGGAGGUGGAGGUUGAAAAAUCUGAUGGGCCUUGUAAAGAUUGAAUUUUUAUUGAAACAGCCUGGAGCUGCGAGUCAACUGACCAUUAAUCGGAUAUUUUAUUAAUUUUUGAGCCCCAAAGAAAAGGGCAUUUCAUUGUACAUUCUGGGACCCAGCCCACUAUCUUAAGUACUUUAAAUGAUUCUUAUCAAGAAA